Phodopus roborovskii (desert hamster) is the source of this 1467-nucleotide messenger RNA. It is a transcript of the gene B3galt9, whose product is annotated as beta-1,3-galactosyltransferase 9. Gene Ontology annotation, cellular component: membrane. The record is from RefSeq and is a predicted model, not a curated record. NCBI's taxonomy places the organism in Eukaryota, Metazoa, Chordata, Mammalia, Rodentia, Cricetidae. Gene Ontology annotation, molecular function: hexosyltransferase activity.
AUGAACUCUGAAUUCCUCAGCCCGCUCAUGAGUCCCUUGGUCCCCUGCUCCCGGAGCCGUGUUCUGCGCGGCACUGACCUGAGCGAGCGCCCCGGGGCCCGGGACCUCGCGCCGGGCUCACACCGACUAGGCGCGCUCGGGCCGCCAGAGCUUCGCAGCGGCCGGGUCCGCUCCGCAGCCAUGGCGCCUGCGGGGAGAGGGAGAAGACAGGCCGAGACGGCUGGUCAGCAACGCCGCCCGCGAUCAGAAUCCCUGCCCAAGCCCGCCCAGCCCAGAGCCCAUACAUACCUGGACCUACGGCCGCUGCUCUGGUCCGCAGCCUCACAGGGGAGCGGCUUCCGGUGCUGCUUGCGUCAUCUCCGCGCGUCCCUCCCGGCACCCAGCGCCCAGCUCCAGGCGGAAACGGCUGUACUUCCGGUCCCCGCCCACCCGGAAGGUGACAUUCUGCAGACUCGGACUCACCAGUGGUGUUUCAUUCUGUUUAAUGCCAUACUAUUUCAUGCCUUGCUCUUUGGAGCUGACUUUGUGGAAGAAUACUUUUUAUGUUCUUUGCCUCAUGUUGAUAUGAAAAUUCUUGAAAUUAAGAACAAGACAAGAAAACUGAAUGUGGAAUCCAUAAGUAAUCCUUCCAAAUAUUAUGUUCUGAGCCAGCCAGGCACCAUCUUUCUGCUCUCUCUUAUCUUCAGUAGCCCAGGGAGUGGAACAAGGAGGGAGCUCACCAGAAAAACCUGGGGCAGUGUGACCAGUGUCCAAGGAUACCCAAUUCUCAUACUCCAGGCAGAGAUAGUUGCAGCGUCUCAGAUGAACGAUGAUAUUAUUGAAGGCAUCUUCUUGGACAGUACAGAAAACCAAACCCCGAAAGUCAUCUCAAUGACCCAGUGGGCUGUGGCCUUCUUUCCUAAUGCCCUAUUCAUUCUCAAAGCUGACAAAAAGAUGUUCAUCAAUCUCUCAGGCUUGGUUGACUAUCUCCUCAGCCUAAAAGAACACCUGGAAGGUAUCUAUGUAGGAAGAGUUAUUCCUAACAUAGACCCCCACAGCCAGGAAUUUGUCCCUCUUAGUGAGUACCCAGAAAAAUAUUACCAAGACUACUGCAGUGGUGGGACAUUUAUAAUGUCCCAACAUGUGGCUCAGAUGGUGUAUGUGAUCUUGAAAGAAGCACCUAUAAUGGUACCCGCUGAGGUAUUUGUAGGGAUUUAUGAAGGCCUUACACCCAUCCACAGCUCAAGUUUUUCUGGGGAAAGACACAUUGUGUAUAACAGAUGUUGCUACAAGUUCAUCUUUACAUCCUCAGAAGCUACAGAUGCUGAAACUUUACUGGCAUGGAGAGAAAUAAAUGAUGGGAAAGAGUGUUUGCUGUUUGAGACUUACUAUGGGCUCAUUUCCUGCAAACUUCUGACAUACCUCAACAGCUUUCGACAUUUUCACAUGGGGGCCAAGCAAGGCAGUGCUGUGCACUUUGGUGACUAG